Molecule: messenger RNA, 1128 nt
Organism: Cylicocyclus nassatus
Lineage: Eukaryota; Metazoa; Nematoda; Chromadorea; Rhabditida; Strongylidae
Source: the annotation of a GenBank genome assembly
AACCAGCUCUUAGCCGAGACCGUUGUACCUAUUUAAGUACUCGCAUUCUGCCUUACAUCAGCACAUAUGCCUUAGAUCUUCAGGAGAGCGUGACUAGAAUCGCGGCGUCGUACGUUCUGCAUUCCUAGCAAUUUAUUCGCCCCAGACAAAGCUCUGGAACAAUUAUUUUAUUCCCUCAAGAUUUUCGCUCCAUUAUGCUGACACUGCUGUUGCUGCUUAUAACCUUCAGAUUUGCUGAUGCUCAGCUAGGAAAUUUGUUUGGAGGCCUGUUCUCUGGUCUUGGAGGCCUGUUUCCAGGACUGGGAGGUGGAGGCUUGUUUGGAGGUUUGCCAGGCAUGGGAGGUCAAGCUGGUGGGUGCUGCUGCUGUUGUUGCUGUCCAAGUGGUGGCACCGGAGUUGUGCAACCACCACCAGUUCAACCUCCUCCGGUCUGUCCUCCUUGUCCACCCUGCAUUCCACAACAACCAGUGAUCCAACAACCACCAACACCUGUUUGUCCACCCUGCGUUCCACAACAACCAGUGAUCCAACAACCAGUAAUCCAACCACCAGUAAUCCAACAACCAGUUAUCCAACAGCCACCAACACCUGUUUGUCCACCCUGCCCAGCAGUCCCACCACAAGUGGUCCAACCACAAACAGGUUGUCCACCGUGCCCACCAGUUGUAGUAGUACAGCAGCCUCCUAGUAUACAACCACCUCCUGGUGGGACAUAUAACAUUCCACCAGGAGCUGUACCAGCCCCGUCAUACGGAGCUCCAUCAGCCGUAGCACCGGCAUCCGCACCAUACGGAGCUCCUUUGGCUGCACCAGCACCACCGCCACCAGCAGCAGAUGCUGCAGCAGCACCAGCAGCUGGCGGAGACGCUGGAGCACCUGCAUGGCUGUUGGUAAUAUAGCUGGAAAUUCUUUUUCAGCUGCAGGCGGAAGUACUUUUGUUUGUGUGGUAACAUUAUCUGAAUUUUUGUAACUACGCGUAUCCGACAACACAAUUUAAUAGCAAUUUUAUUAACCAAGCGUCUCAUAAUGUGAUGUUCUGAUAUCCAGCUUUUUGCAAUCGAAGUUCAAUGCCGUAUACAUUAUAUUACUUUUGUACAAACUUUUUUGUUACUUGAAAGAGACGAUAUU